GUGCCGUGGUAAAGCUCAAGUUAAUUUCUAUAUGACAUUCUGAUUCUGACCCGGAUAAAAUGAAAUAAAACACCUGAAAUACGUGGAAUACUGACCGGCAUAUCACAUCGCAGCAGAAUGAACCUGAAAGCGCUACCACCGGAAUUAAUUUGGAAUGUGCUAGAUAACCUAACCAACCUGCAAGAUCGUAAACGCGCUUCUCUGGUAUGCAAAAAAUGGAAUCGGAUGGUGUUUAAUUCGAAAUCACUGCGCGAUGUGAGUCUGCGGAUCUGUACGAAGGUCAGCAGCUUAGAACAGCUGGAAACAGAGGAGCUAAUUGAGCGGAUGUUUGAUGUGAUGACGCGGAGCAAGCGGAACUACGUCAACAUAGAAUUUUUCCAUGUUAAUUUUGAACGUUCGGCGGUCAGGGAGUUAUUGUUUUUUGUCGUGCAGUUGUGUUGUGACUCUAUUGAGUGCUUGCGUUUUACCAAUUGUCAUGGAUUGAGACGAAGCGAGCUGUGGCAGAUCUUGGAGCUGCUUCCCCGCUUACGGGAGCUUAUUGUUUCCGGAGGUAUUUACUACGAUAAUCUGGGAAACGACGUCAGUGUGUGUAAGCUGAAUCGUUUAGAAAGUUUGACGUUGGACAUCGGAGAUGAUUGUCGGCUCUACAAUGAUUUCGCUUCAAAUGCAUCGAACGUGGAAUGUUUGAAUAUUCGUACGAUUAAUGGAUGUGUCGAUCUUCGAGAUGUUGCGGCAACAAGACGUUUCAGUCAGCAGCUUAAAGCAUUGUCUUUUUCUACAAACCGUUACUACAAUCAAGCGGAGUUUUCAGAAAUGAGCCUCUCGCAGUUGACUAAAUUGGAACUAAAAGUAUCCGGUUAUGUUUGGCCUGAUCUCUUCAAACAAUUAAAGCUCCUCAAAGAGUUAAAACUUGAAGCCAGUAUUAACGAUGAAGUAAUAGCUGCGAUAUGUUCUACAUCCAGCAAACUGAAGAGACUCAAUCUUCUAUCGUCAGGUUUAGUAGAAUGUAAAAAGUUCAAUAUGAUGGCUCGCCUAGAAGAUCUCGAAGAACUGCAAAUAAGAGGCAUUUACAAGUAUAGUUGGAGGCAUGUGUCUUUCAGCAAACUCUCACGUUUAUAUCUUGACAAUGUUGGUACAGAUUUCACCAACUUUCUUAAAGAUUUGACCAGCUUGAGAUCGCUGGAGAUACAUGACACCAAGCUAAAAAACGAACAGCUGAUUAAAAUAACUUUGAAUUCACGCACAGUGGAACGUUUGGAGCUGGCUUUCUGUAGCAAAAUUAGUGAUAAAGGAUUUAAGCAUUUGAUGGACAUGACAAGUCUCAGGGAGCUUCGCCUGUGGGGAAUUCAAGUUUCCAAAAACAUAGAUGAAAGAUUUGUUUGCCCGCGGUUGCAGAACAUAAUAUUUUAUUUCAACGAUUUUAUAGAUGACUGUACAUUGAAUGCGCUGGCCUUACGCCUACCCCAGUUGAAGCAGCUUGUCCUGUACGACUGUUACCGGAUAAGUCCACAAGGGGUAACCGAGCUGCGCAAAACAUUGUCCAGUUGUAAGGUUCUCGAGCUGUAUCGUGGUGAUGAACUACCUCCGGAAUUAAUAGCCGAAACACAAAUCUAUUAUCGAAAUGCUGAAUUUCCCAAUGGAGUCCUGAAACAAGAAUUACCUUUCCAGUGGUAUUGAUAUUGACAAACGCAUGUUGUAUGUAUGUGUAUGUGUAUAGAAUUGUGCUACCUGAUUUGUAUUUUAUAGAUAUUUUAUUUUAUGACUCAUGCAUGUUUGUUAAUCAAGAUAAAAAUUUAGGUCUGUGAACAAAUUUUAAUGUGUGAAAGAGAAAUAAUAUAUUAAUUUUAA
Messenger RNA from Sabethes cyaneus, 1848 nucleotides. RefSeq lists its product as uncharacterized. The record is from RefSeq and is a predicted model, not a curated record. The coding region runs from base 118 to 1677 and encodes 519 amino acids. Lineage: Eukaryota; Metazoa; Arthropoda; Insecta; Diptera; Culicidae. Gene Ontology annotation, cellular component: SCF ubiquitin ligase complex. The transcript has 3 exons. Gene Ontology annotation, molecular function: protein binding. Gene Ontology annotation, biological process: SCF-dependent proteasomal ubiquitin-dependent protein catabolic process.